This is a messenger RNA of Dipodomys ordii (Ord's kangaroo rat), 3261 nucleotides long. It is a transcript of the gene Fam13c, whose product is annotated as family with sequence similarity 13, member C. The record is from RefSeq and is a predicted model, not a curated record. The coding region runs from base 46 to 1860 and encodes 604 amino acids. NCBI's taxonomy places the organism in Eukaryota, Metazoa, Chordata, Mammalia, Rodentia, Heteromyidae. The transcript has 14 exons.
CCCGGAGAGCAAUCAGGGAGACGGCUCCCGGGCCAGACUUGGCUGAUGUUUUCUUGUUUCUGUUUCAGCCUUCAGGAUAAUUCCUUCAGCAGCACCGCUGUAACAGAGUGUGACGAAGACACAGUCUCUCUACAUGAAGCUCAGACUGAUUGCUCUAGUCUCAGAGAUGAAAACAAUAAAGAGAAUUAUCCGGACGCAGGACUGGUAGAGGAGCACGUGGCCCCCUCCUUCGAGGCGCAGCAGCAUGUAGAGCAGACCGUGCUGGUGGACGGUGUGCUACGACCCAGCAUGGGCAACUUCAAGUCCCGCAAGCCCAAGUCCAGCUUCAGAACUGAGAGCGGAAGGAGCCACAGGGAAAGCCAGGAGCCAGACCAUGUGGUCCCCACACAAACGGAGUGCCAGGGUAGAGUGGGAACACCAGCUCAUCAGAGUCCACAAAACAACACCUUCCGGUGCCAAGAAACAGUAGGACUUCAACCAAGACUAGACCAGAGAGCUUCCAUUUGGCCAAAGGAUGCUUUUGAAACUCAGCAAGACUUGAAUGAGAAUUCCUUGCUGAAGCUCCAAGCCCUCGAAUCUGAUGUGUGCUCUGCAUUUUUGACAAACCAGGAAGAAGCGGCUCAGGUGCCUGGAGUCAAGGAUCCAGUUCCAGCAUCGACCCAGAGUGUGCCUGCCGAGGGGGAAGAUUCUGCAGAUCCCAUAUCAGCUCACAAAGAUGGGCAGAAUGAGGCUGACAGUACACCAGAAGACCUCCAGUCUGUGGGGACCAGCAGGCUGCUCUAUCAUAUCACUGAUGGUGACAACCCUCUGCUGUCACCACGUUGCUCCAUCUUUAGCCAAAGCCAGAGAUUCAACUUAGACCCAGAGUCAGCCCCAUCUCCACCCAGUACUCAGCAGUUUAUGAUGCCCAGAAGUUCUUCACGGUGCAGCUGUGGUGAUGGCAAAGAGCCACAGACCAUUACCCAGCUCACCAAGCAUAUCCAGAGCCUCAAGAGGAAAAUUCGGAAAUUUGAAGAAAAAUUUGAACAAGAAAAGAAAUACCGGCCUUCCCAUGGUGACAAGACUUCUAAUCCUGAAGUCCUGAAAUGGAUGAAUGAUUUGGCUAAAGGUCGUAAACAGCUCAAAGAACUAAAGCUGAAGCUGUCAGAAGAACAAGGGAGUGCUCCCAAAGGCCCAACUCGAAACCUGUCCUGUGAACAACCCGCAGUCCCAAUGGAAAAUGGAAAGCCAGAAGCUGCAGGCCCGGAGCCAAGCUCCUCUGGAGAAGAGAUUUCAGAUACAACGUUGACAAGCCUGAAGGAGAAAAGAGAGCAGCUUCCUUCCCAGGAAGAUUCUAAGGUAAUUAAGCAAGACAAGAAUUUAAUAAAGCCUCUUUAUGAUCGAUACAGAAUCAUCAAGCAAAUCUUGUCCACACCUUCCCUUAUUCCAACAAUUCAGGAGGAAGAGGACUCUGAUGAAGACUGUCCACAGGGAAACCAACAACCUUCUUUACCGGAUUCAGUGUCUCACCUUCCUGUUGGUGAUCACCUCACCUACUCUAGUGAGACUGAGCCUGUGAGGGCCCUGCUAGCUGAUGAGAAGAAAGAAAUAAAACAGCCUGCCCUUUCCAUGUCUAAUUUACAUGAGGCAACCAUGCCUGUACUUCUUGAUCAUCUCCGAGAAACUAGGGCUGACAAGAAAAGACUUCGGAAAGCCCUAAGAGAAUUUGAAGAACAGUUUUUUAAACAAACAGGAAGAAGUCCACAAAAGGAGGACAGGAUACCAAUGGCAGAUGAGUACUAUGAAUACAAGCACAUAAAAGCUAAACUGAGACUAUUAGAAGUCCUCAUUAGCAAGCAAGAUGUGGCCAAAACUAUUUGAAGUUCAUGAAAUCUUUACCACUUUCAUACCAGUUAAACUUAUGUUCCUCUGCCAUUCCUGCUAAGAAGUUUUGAUAUAAUGAAAAUGGAAGCACUUUAGUGUAUAUUAACUAUUUUUAAGAAGGAAUAGUAUAAUUACACGCAAGAAGAAGGGAUUUAAAUGGGGAAAUGUAAUAGGCAUCCAGCUACUUGGGAAAAAUCAUGGUAAAUAUAGUUAUUUCAGAAAUAUCUAGUAUUUUAUUAAUCUAAACGACAGAUAGCCAGGCCACUUGUUUGGGAAAGUUUAGUGUCCAAAGAUUAUUUUUGAUGAUAUAUGGAAAACAGCAUGUUAGAUCAGUGAGAAUGGAAAAAUCUGCUUCUCAUUUCAUAUAGGAAGGAAAACAGCUAAUAAGGAAUGUAACUAACUUGAAAUUUUUAAGUGAUUUUAAAGUGAAAUAACGUCUGCUACCUUGUCUUUUAAAUCUGUUAGGCUUUUAGUACCUUGAAAUAUACUAGAAUGUGUCACUGCUAAUUUUUUAUUUCUAUAAAAAUAGCACAUUAUUUUAUGUUUUUGGAAACUUUACAUUUCUGGUUACCAAAGUUCUUUCUGAUAGCAUGUACAUUGUGAAUUAUCUUUGUCUAUAAUUGACAGAUGUUUAUAUUACAAUAUUGUAUUAAAGGUUUAAAAUAGGUAUUUUGGAUAGAUGUGUCUACAGUAUACUCUGAUGUGACCAUAGAAUUAUUGCUAAUCUUUUUGUUUACUAUAUCUAAAAUUAUAUAACUAUUUUUCCAUUUGGAAUAUGCAUUUUUCUUAAUGUUCCAAGGUCUAUUCUUUGUAAAGUAGACUUUUUCUCAUGAAAUGUAGUUAUUCAUUCUGUAUAAAAUGAAAGGUUUGGUAAUUGUCUGCCAUGACACCUUGGAAAAGAAGCCAGACAGAACAUUUUUGUUUCAUUAUCUUUGUGUAUCUUCUUUUGUUAUUUCAUACUAACAGACAUUUGUUUUAUUUUGCUUUUGUGAAAACAAGAUAUUUUUUCUCAUUACCAACCAUGUUUGUAUUUCUAUUUUCUGUAAUGUUUAAGCAUGAUAUUGAAGAAACUCACACUUUCAUGUAGCUUAGAUGAGAAUAUGGAUGAUUUCAGAAGCAGACUAUUUCAGAGGCUUAAUAUUUUCUCUGUAUUUACCUAAUAUUUUAUAACUUUUAUGAAUCAGAAUAAUUAAUGUCCUUCAUAAAUUUGUUUAAUUGAAGUCAUCUACUUGGAACAGGACAGAUACACAACUAUUUGAGGUUUACAAAUUACAUCUUUGAUAAGGGAAAUGGUUUCAUGACAUGUAUACAAUUGCUAUUAAAAUGUAACUAUAUAUUCUAUAUGACUGUAAAUAUUUUAUACAACAAUACAAAUAAAAUAUUUUUCUAUUAUAUUUA